CCCUAUUGUAGAGCCACUUCCUCUUUUGUCUGAUUUCAUGGCGAUCGGGAGAGAGGGAACACCACCGACGCACGCACACUAUCUCAGCACUCUUCAAAGAGUUUAUCCGGGGUAAAUAACUCACUAUUUUCACAAGAUUCGAUCAUUGCUUUUGGAAGUAGCGCAUUUUAGAGUCAAUCUUUUAAACUAUUCACUUAUCCCUGCAAUAUGAUGCAUUUUUUUGCUUCUAGGUCAGAUAUUUCACAUUGUAGCGCCACUCGCUGAUAACAUAUCGGUGGAAAUGGUCUCCCCCCUCCGCCUGCAGCUCUCACACACUCUCAGCGGCACGCUACUUAACGGCUCCGGCUAGCUAGCAUUAGCAAUGCUGCAAACGCCUCAUAAAUGAAGCUUUGGAAAUAACAACCAUAGACACUUAUGCGUAGCCAAAUAAUUUCAACACGAUGUAGUUUGUUGGCCUGAAGUGUGAAAUUGAACUUUUCGAGUGAAUAUUUGGAGGUUUUUGGUGCUCAAAGAUGAGUGUUUGGGUUUCUUAGCCAACACCGACUAGCUUACGUUAGCUACAUUGCUGUGUGUUGAGUUAGCGUUAGCUAGGAUUGCGAUUAAGAAGUUACAGCAAGCACAACAACAUCAAAGCGGACAAAGUUAUCGUACUUAAAAUUUUACUGACUGUAGAUUAGACAAUUUGCGGCUUUUAAGGCACACUGAAAUAUUGUUCAUCAUUUGCGAAAGCUAAAAAUAUUGAGCAAGCUAGCAUCAUAAGCUAGUUUGCUACUUAACGGUAACUUGGCUAUUCCCGAUGGGCUUUCGAUUUGUUGAUAGGGUCACAAAUUUCUAGUUAAAUAACCUUUAAAUAAGUCAGUCUAUGAUGACUGGUGUCAGUAAUGGUUGGCUGGUUGUAUGAAAGGUUUUAUAUUGUGAUAUUCUUAUAAUGUGAAGUUGUAAGUGCAAGGUAGAUCGUGAUGCUGAACCAGUUUUCAGGUUAAAUAAAAAUAGGGAGUGUAAAAACUAAGUGUUUUCUUAUUAGUCAGUCACCCCUGAUGGCAAUGAGCAAUGUAUAUAGACUAGAGUAUACUCUACAUGCUUAUUUGCUGCGUGCAGACACCUGCUCACACUAACGUAGAGUUGGUGUCCUCUUAAAAAGUCACAAAGUAAUGUUAACCACAUCAAGUUGUCCUUAUCUAAAACUUAUACUCCUUCUGUUUGUUUACAGUGGAAACUAAGUUGUCAGCUUGACUGGCAAAACAAACACAAUUGCCCAGGUGAGUGUGUACAUGUAUGAAGAAAUGUUAUGUUGGAUUAUAUCAAGGUACAGACUGAAUUUUAAGGGGUUCAUUUCUCAUGCCUGUUUUUUAAGCAUUUUGCCAGUUUUUCCGGCUUUGUCAGGCCCUAAUUUUGUUGUUAGAUAUAUUUUAAUAUACAGAGGUCAACAAGCUUGACCACUCCUUUUCCAGAAUGUGAAUUUAUAAAGUAAUUUAGAUUUGCGACAUCAACGGUUCACUCAGUUUUCUUCUCCUGCCUUGUUUCCUUUUUUCAUUAUAGGGAAACUAAGUAGACCUCAGAGAAGGGGCUCUAUAGCACUUGGAUCAGUUCUUCUCAGUCCCAGGUUCAGGCUGCUUAGUCUAUGGCUCUGAUGGACAAACACAAACAGGUCAAGCGGCAGAGACUUGACCGCAUCUGUGAAGGUAAGAUUUCAUAAAUACUAUAAACGUAAAGAACAAGUAAAGAGGUAAAAGUUUGUUUAUACAAGGGUUUAUUUUGUUGUUUAAAUAUUCAGUACUUUGUUAAAACUGUCAUUGUACUACACUCAGUUAAAGGGUUAUUUGUGUGGUUCCCUUGGUUCCUCAAAAUAUGAGCUAUACAUUUCUUAGAUCCGAGCAAACACUGUAUUUUCAUCUAAGUCAGCUACAAUAUUAUGAUCUUUAUUGUGGUUGAAUCUGCAGUGAAGGAGUUUUUCUUUGCAGCGUGCAACUGUGGUAACUACUUAUGCAGAAAGUGAUAGGACAAUAUCAACAGAUAAAUUAAACACUGACCGAAGUUUGUACAUUCCCUGAACCAUGAUGCAGUGUUGCAAAUGCAAAUAAGGAUUUCAAGUAAUCACACCAAUAUUUUCUGGUACUGUUACAGACAAUAAUUUUCCAUUGAUUUUAGUCUGACUAAAAUUCAUAGAUAUAAAGAUAAGAUGAGUAGAUUUUACAUCAGUUUUUCAGCCCAGAACUUCAGCGAACAAACAAGCCCUGUUGUUUAAAAAAUGUGGCAAAUCAAGCUAAAAAUAUGCUUUGAUUUCUAUCCCUCCAGAGUUUGGUUAAAUCAACAGUAAACACACACUUACUCACUCACUCACAACAUGGUAUAACCCCGCAGCAGAGAGCAUGAUUUUGUUUAUGAGCAUGAGGUCCUGCACUUGAUUCUGCCACCUCUCUGCUUCGCAUUCAGUCUGCAGCUCUCUCAUAUGACACAUCCAGCUAUUUCAGUUUCACAAGGCAGAGAGUGCUUGCUUUUUUUAUCUAUGAUUUUACACUGAAUCUUUUUUUCAUCAUAUCACUACAAUAUGUACUAUAUAGCGCGUGAAAUGUGUUUUAUGUUCAGCGAUUUUGUAGCAUAGCGUGGCAGUUGCUAAAUAAAAUAGAGGAUUCCCCUGUCAUAUUUCUUUUGCACCGAUAACUACAAAGAUGCCAGUAUCUCUUUUUUUAAAUAUAGUGCACCAACGUUUGAAAUAAUGGCAACAACUGUGGAAUGAAUAUCUGAUAUUGAAUUGAUGCUUUUUGAUAUGUGUAAGGAGCAUGUCUAUGGCUAUGUUCACAAUGCAGGUCAAUGCCAAUUUUUUAACCAUAUGUGACACAUAUCUGAUUUAUCAUGCAAGUGUGAACAGUGCACUUCAGAUUUUUUCAAACCUGACCCAGGCCUCUUUUGUAUGUUGAUAUAAAUCGGAUUUGUAUCCGAUGUGACUGCAGUGUGAACGCUCAGGUCGCGUUCAUCCGACCUAUACGUCAUCAAUAUGCGAUGAACGUCACCAUUGUUUGACAACACAAACAGGCGCGGAAAGCAAUUUGCGCUUUGUGCGCAUGCGGGUCACUUCACGGACGCAUUCCGUUCACAUUAGAUGCCGCAUUCGUUGUUGUAAUGUGAACGACCGCACAAAAAGAUCGGAUUUAACGAAAAAUCCGAAUUGUGCAUCAUAACCUGCGUUGUGAACGUAGCCUAUGUUGACUCUGAAUGCUUUGGUUUGGUUUUGAUGGAGAGCAUUACUGAGCAUACUUGUGUGCUGUGCUUCGCAGAUGGUGUUAUAUUACAUUGAAUUGGUGUGAAACUAAGAUAAGCUCUGCACAGUAUUUCAUAUUUAUUAUGGUAAUUGAACCCAAGCUAAACUUAAUGACGUUUAAGUGCAGUUGUCCAGAACAGACAAUAUUUUGCGCUGUUGCAGAGUGGAGGGGAAACCACGGCAAUUAGACGUAAUGCUGUGCUAAAAUGGAGGGAACAGUCUGGGUGAGUCCCUUGAGACGGGUGAGAGGGAGAGGACAAGGUGAAGGGUCGUGGCCGCAGUUACAGGGAAACGGGGCCAGCUGUCUCUUUAAAAAACUACAACAGCCCAUACCGCCCUCAGUCCCGGCUAUGCUAAUAAGGUUAGUGCUGGUUGGCUGGCCCUGAAUGGAGCUGCCUGUGAUUGGAGGCUGGCGGUGGGGGAGGGUCUGGGCGUGGAUGACAGCUGGGAUCCAGCCAGCCAAGAGCAGGCUGACAGUGAGAGAGGGAGAGAAAAAAAAGAGCGAUAGAGGGAGAGCAAGGCAAGACAGGGAGAGAGAGAGAGAGGAAGACAGGCUCACAGACUUCAUAAUGCAAGGUUAGGCCCUGUGCUCAUGUGUUUUCUAUUUUGGCAUGUGUGUUUUAAAUUUGAACUGUGGGGGGGAGAGAGAUCUGGUUUGGGUGUGGAGUAGCCUCUUGUGCGCAGUUUUUCCUUUUAUGUUCAGCUCGAAUUGGCGUUGUCGCAGCCGCUAAGAAGGAACUGAAUAACCGUGUGUGUCUAGCUGUGUCUGGGUGGAGUACCGCUGCUUGCUGCAUUAUCAUCGUUUGCUGCCCCUCCCCCCUCACCUCUUACUCCUCCAACUGCGGCCGGAGGGAGCGAAGAGAGAAGGAGGGAGUGAGGGGAAAGAAAGGGAGAGGGAGGGAGAAUGAAUGAAUCACUGAAUGAAUUGUAUUGUGUGCGCGGCCAUGCUUGCGCUUAGUAGGCCUCGGGUAUGCCAGUGUCCUUUGACUCAAAUUACUCAGUGUGUAGGCCUACUUAUAUAUUUCCAGAACUUCUUUUUCAGAGGGGUCUUUGUGAUCCUGUUUAGUUUUUCUACAUAGCAAGGGUCUUUGUGCAUCUAGUGAGCAGCAUUGGGCCUGCUAGCUUCCUGGAGCUAUCUGCACUGAACAUGUAUCCAACUGCUACAUGGACUACAGUAGAUUGUAAAAUUUGAAAGCACAUAUCAGGCUGUUUGUUUUUCCCUCUCGUUGGUGGUGUGUGUUUUUAUGCAUGCGUUGGGAAAUAUUCAGACGUCAGAGGAAGUGUUCACAAAUAUUUGUUUUCCACCCUCAGCUACCAGCUCCCUUCCCUCCUUAGCUGCCACACCGUUCCCUCCUGCCCUCACUCCAAGUGAAUGUUUUAGCUCGAAACACUCCCCCACUCUGAGACACACACACCUGUCACACAGCAGGGACCAGAUACUGUGUGUACGGGUGCGUGUGUGUCCAGUUCAGGCCGAGUGCUGCUGAGAAUAAAACAGAGAAUGAGAGAGAUGUAAAAAUCAUUGGUAGAUGAAUGCGUAAAGUGAUAAUUUCUCCUUAUUUGACAUCGGUGUCAGCCCAGAGAUGUUCUUUGUUGUCAUCAGUCUCUUUCAUGUUGGUAACGCUUCCUGUGGUGGUACGAUGGUAAAUCUUUCGUGCACAUGUUAGACAGCGUAAAUGUUUAUAGAACAAGGUGUGUGCGUACCAUGUGUGAAGAAGGCAAGAUCCAGAAAAAUAGGAAGCAGGGACUCUAACCAGACAGGAGAAUUUAGGUCAUGACUCAGACCCCCUCAUGAACCCCCACCACCUCUUCUCUGAGACCCCGCAGCUUUCUCCACCCCUCCCCCCAGCCGCCACACUCCAUCACCUCUCCCUCAUCCAUCCCGGCACCCCCACCACUUCUCUGUGUAUGGUGCUCAUGUUAUACAGUGGCAGAUCAAGUUUCCAUACUGAACAUGAUAUCAAUAUUGCCCUGCUUCAAUAACCGACAUCUAACCCUUCCUCUUCUGAGGAGCGGACCAAUCAAUGAAAGCUGGUCUCCCCGCUCGUUCCCUAAACAGAGCUGCACUUCAAUACCAAAUAGGCCAGGAUGCUGGACGCUCUCCAUGCCCCUAUCACAGAUUUAGUUACACAUCACUUUUGUAACCAUAGAACACUGUGCAGGAAAACACACACACUCAAACACAUCAUUCCGGUAUUUUUCUUCGGGUGUUGGUGGAGGUGGAUGCAUGGAACAACAAAGUGAAAAAACUCUGAGUUAUUAUCAUCUUCAGUGUGGCAUUUAGCCCUGUUAACUUGAGCCACAUGGGCAAGGGGAUUUUAUGUGAGGGUGUGAUGAAAUGCACUACUUUAGGAAGCCCAGACAUAAGAAAUGCAGACUGUUGACUCACUAGUCUGUACCUCAACAAUGCUGGCCCAUGUAACAGGCAGCUGGUGGAUGUGUGCAUAAACUGUGACCAGCAGGAUGUAAGUACAGAAAGAUAAAGAUGAAGGUUACUGAAGCAGGGAACAUCUAAAGUCCUCUUUCCUCUUUCCUACUGAGAUUUCUGAGAUUUUAGACAUCUUACUGAAAAACUCAUUUUGUUAAGAUGUGAAAGAGAUGCAGCUUACAGAAAAAGAAAAAAAAAAGGUCUUCAGUGAUCGGGGACUUAAUUUACGGUAACAUCACUACAAAAUGUUAAGGGACAUUUCCACAAUUCACAUUCAUUAGAGUAAAACAAUAUAACCCAGACGAGCAGUACUGAGCAGAAAGACUCUCCUCGACGUGAACACCAUCACCCCACUCAUAUUGCUCUUGUUGUAUUAAUGCCUUAGCUCACCGUGACUUGGUGCAGACAUCGUACCAGGCAAUUGACUAAGUAAACUCCACAUUCAGUCCUGGGAAACAUAUCGGACAAUUUCUCCCAUAUUGGCUACGAAGACAAUGUAGGGCACACUUUCAGGAGCAUGAUGGAAGGAGCUUUAAGUGUUCAUUUUUAUGAAGCAUGUAACCAAAAAUUUUAUUUCUUUAUGUUUGAUUCAGGUAUCCGACCCCCCAUUCUGAACGGGCCGAUGCACCCGCGGCCUCUGGUGGCACUGCUGGAUGGGCGCGACUGCACUGUGGAAAUGCCCAUCCUCAAAGAUGUGGCCACAGUGGCUUUUUGCGAUGCCCAGUCUACACAAGAGAUUCACGAGAAGGUAGAUCCGAAACACACACAACAAGACUGUAAUGCCACCUGAGGGCAAAACACUUGAAACACUUGAAUCUGACAGCCUGAUAAUUCAGGACCAGUGUUUUAUUGAUGCUUCUGUCCCCUCGUAGGUGCUCAAUGAGGCAGUAGCCGCUCUGCUCUACCACACGAUCACUCUGUCCAGAGAUGACCUGGAAAAAUUCAAAGGCUUACGUGUUAUUGUCAGGAUUGGCUCCGGCUUUGACAACGUUGACAUCAAAGCAGCUGCUGAGCUCGGUAUGUGUUUGGAAUAGUAAAUCUUAAAAAAAGGGAGAAACUAAAGAUACACUGAAGCUAUUUUUCUCUUUCUGAUGCCAAUAAAGUUUCAUGAGGUUGCCGAGCGUGUGAUGCCAAUUUCUAAUGAGACAUCAGACAAUCAGAAAUGUAGCUGCGUAUUACGUGUUUUGUGUUUUCUGGUUUAAGUUAAGCUCUGUACGAACAUGAAUAAUUAUCUUCUGAGAAUGAAUAGCAAAAACGUUUCGAACCAAUUUGACACUCAGCCAGUGCUAGAAGAAUGAAUUAAUCUGGAGAAAUUGAGAAGAUAUUUUUCACACAUCUCUCACUCAUGUGUGUGAGAGAUGAUAAGAGACGCUGACUUCCAAAAUGAAGAGGCUCUACUUAAUUUUCCUUCCAUUUUCCUUUUAGUUUGCAGAUCAGGAUAACUCCGCUAAUAUUAAAAAUCUCAGAAUAGGAGGUUUUCACUUGACGUCACUUCCGUGUAACGCAGCACGCGCGAAACACAAAUGGAGGGCAGGAAGUGAGUUGCUGCUAUAGUUACCAGCAACAUGCCGAUGUUUGGCUCCGUUUACGGCUGCUCGAAUCAAUCAAACAGGGAAAAAACCAAGAGCUUUUAUCAUGUGCCCAAAGUAGUGUUACACAAAGGGAAAAGAUAAAAGAAACUGAAAAACGCCGGAAAAACGUUUUUUAAAUCUCCGCCUACGGCAGUGGUUCUCAAGUCCAAUCCUCGAGCCCCCCCGUCCUGCAUGUUUUGGAUGUUUCCCUGCUCCAACACACCUGAUUCAAAUGAUCAGCUCGUUAUUAAGCCAUUACAGAGCUUGAUAACGAGAUGAUCAUUUGAAUCAGGUGUGUUGGAGCAGAAUUUAAGCAUAUUUCUAAGCGGAGGAAAAGAAACUAACCAUGAUUCCCUCAGUAGCGAAGAGGGAAGAGCCCAGCGCUGAAUCCGGUGUGAGGCUGGUAGCGGCCCCCGUUGUGCCAGGGUUCGGUCUUCUCAGAGUCGGGUUGUUUGGGAAUGCAGCCUAAAGCGGGUGGUAAACUCCAUCUAAGGCUAAAUACCGGCACGCAUCUAAACCGGCACAUCUCCUCCAUUGCAGUUGGUCACUUCCUGCCCUCCAUUUGGUCCUCACGCAAAGUCAGGAUCACGUGACUGAAAACCUCCUAUUGACAAAUGUCAGAAAUGUUCACCCCAAAAACAAGCAGAGAUUCUACAAAAACCUUAGAGACCCCACAGCCUGGCUAGAAGCUUUGCGAUUGUUUUUUCCACUGUGGGUGCCACAGAUCACCAAUCUCAUGGUCCGGUUUCAAAGCCGUAUUCUACAAAGAUAAAGUUAUUUUAGAAGGAUUUCAAAUUUCUUUUACAUUUAAUUAUUUUGCAGUUCACACCUUAAAGAAGAGGCAGCUCAUUCGCCUCAACCUUCAAUCCUCUUCUGUGCGUCAUUGAUCUAACUGUGUGCUCUCAUGGUCAUGUAGAAUAUUCCUGUACUCAAGCAGCUGUGUCUCAGUGAAUUUGAUGUUCUCAUAUCCUCACUCUUAGUGCUUUAGAACUUUUGCUAUGUAUAAUUAUAGUUUCUGCUCUCACUGCAGUGUUUUAUUAGAAGGAACUGUUGAGCGCUACCUCCGAAAUAGAGUGGAGAAAAUAGACUGAUAUGCUAGUUUGAUAAGCUGUACUUGGGCAAGAGUGCUCCUUACCUGAGAGAUGUUGUUAACCUUUUCAAACCAAUGUUAUCUUUUGAAUUAAGCAAAAUGUCUGCAACUGAGUGUACUUGAAGUCUCACCGAUGUCAGCGUUGUUUAAUAUCAGUUGUACUUGUCAGGAGCUGGUUUAUUGACUGAAUAAUGUGCCGCAGUUUUCUUUAAAUGUCUACUGUUGACCCGGUGGAGGAGAAAACAACCAUUCUGUUCUAUGUUGCCAUGUAUCCCAGCAUGCUCUGCACAGCAAAGCAAUAUCUCUCUUCUUGGAGUGGCUUCCUUUGGUUGAAAUACUGUUAGAAAGUGAAGUACCUCUUUUUGCUUUUGUUACAAUGCAUUAUCAAAGACUUGUCUUCUUUAGGGCGUUUCUGAGACUAGGUUUUUGAUCCACUCUGAGAAAACAAGCUUCUUGAUAUGUGUUUCUCUCUACCCAGGAAUUGCCGUCUGUAAUGUGCCAGCAGCCUCAGUGGAGGAGACAGCCGACACUUCGCUAUGUCUGAUCCUCAACCUGUACAGGCGAGUCACCUGGAUGCACCAGGCACUCAGGGAAGGAACUCGGGCCUCCAGUGUGGAACAGAUCAGGGAGGUGGCUGGUGGUGCUGCUCGUAUUCGAGGCGAGACGCUGGGCAUUAUUGGAUUAGGUGAGUGAUUGAUUGAGAGAUGCUAUUUGUCUCAUUUACUUGUCAUUGAACACAAAUAGUUUUGUGUUCUAGUACUGUGGGAGAUGUGUUUAUCCCAAGCUUGACAGUCAGCUGUUGGACCUGUUUUGUAUUUAUGCUUCAACACAGGACAGAUAGUGUUUCACUUCCUCAGUGGUUGUAUAUAACCUUACAAUUUUUCUGUGACUUUUAGGGCGUGUAGGACAAGCUGUGGCUCUUCGGGCCAAGGCCUUUGGCUUUGGUGUGAUCUUUUAUGACCCCUACCUGCCUGAUGGCGUGGAGCGCUCGCUGGGCCUGCAGCGAAUGGCCACCUUACAGGACCUCCUCAUCCACUCUGACUGUGUAUCCCUGCACUGCAGCCUCAACGAGCACAACCACCACCUCAUUAAUGACUUCACCAUCAAACAAGUAUGUCAACACCAACCGAAAAUGCAAAACAGAAAUUUUGAAGGUUUUUAUACUCCGCGUCAAUAAUCAUGAUGAAAAUGACUUACCUGAGAGAUAUGAACUGCCAGUUUGGAAAAGUUUGCUGGUCCUAAUGAGACCCCCUUCUUUUGUUAUGUUUAUUGGAAUAAUAGAUGAAAGCAUUUUCCACAGCAUCUGUCAGGUGAAGUCAAUUAUUUGUAUGUAUAAGAAGUUCAAAAUCAUGAUUCAAACACUUGGCUUACCCUGAAAUGAGCACAGUUGUUUAGACGGUUAAGAAAACCCGGCCAGAUCCAACUUGUGCCAAGACAUGAUGGAUUGGUAUCAAAUAAAAUCAAACUGUUCCAAAUGAUCUCAGUUCCUACGCUUGUAUUUUGAUGUAGAGCGGAAGUUUUUGCAACACUAGCAUAGUCUGCUCACUGUCAUGCACUCACACUCUCGCUAACUGUGCUUUAAAGAUGCGUCAAGGAGCCUUCCUGGUGAACACAUCAAGAGGCGGUCUGGUUGAUGAGAAAGCACUGGCUCAGGCCCUGAAAGAAGGACGGAUACGAGGGGCCGCCCUGGAUGUUCAUGAGACAGAACCUUUCAGGUAACUACUGUACAAAAGUAACAGAGAUGCAUGGUACAGCCCUAAGCGGUCUGAGUAACACGUCUUCCCCCUCUCAACAGUUUUUCAAACGGCCCUUUGAAGGAUGCUCCCAACCUGAUCUGUACUCCUCACACAUCCUGGUACAGUGAGCAGGCCUCUGUGGAGGCUCGCGAGGAGGCAGCCAGAGAGGUUCGCCGCGCCAUCACCGGUAAGACACUCUCGACUAAAACAGAAUAAAAGCAGAUGUUUUACCUAAGUGGAUUGGAGAGUUGAUCUCCCUUAUUGAUCUGUUCAAUCAGAUUUUCAACCUGAGGAGGUGACUCUCAGGAAUGAUGAUACCUGUAAAAAAAAAAAAAAAAACAUGUUUUGAAAUCGGGGGUUGUAAGCUAUCAGAAGCAGAAUCUCAGAACAUACAGGAUGACAUUUGAGAGCAUGCUGUUUUUUUCGAGUAUCUAUUCUGUGCUGAUGUGUGAGGCAAAAGCAACCUCUUGAUUAUAAAUCAAUCGCAGUGAGCCAUGUUAGCCGUUCAGACUUUCAUGUUUUAUGCUGCUUUAUCCAUGUACAGUGGGAUACAACAUUAACCUCCAUUUGGUUCAGAUUAGCGUUUAGUUUCUGUUUGUCCUCUUAACAAAAGCUUUAACCUGCUUAGAUGUGACCGAUUAAAAUACUUGAUCAAUAGAACUGAAUGUGGAAAAUCAGCAUGUAAUUUAAAAUAAGAACUUGGUCACUUCUCUCCAUACAUGCCACAGGUGAUUAUUAUCUGAAAUCUGUGAAGGCAGCAAAAGACAGUCUUGCAUGGUCAGCCAGCUUUAAGUCCACGGGGUCUUGCAAUAGGAGAGGCCAGGGUUGUGGGGUGUGGGUGUUUAUAUACACUGCCGUUUAUAUACACCAAUCGGCGGUGUAUCUCAUUCUAUGACUCCCGGGGAAACACCUGAGAGCUCAUGAGAUCUCGUCAGGUCUCGUGAGAAAUAUCGGUAGUCUCGCAAGCGCUUCUCCUCCAAUAUCAGCAGCAGAUCAGAUCCGGUGGGCGCUGUAUGCUUGCCGGUCCAGAGCGGAGCAUAGCUGUUGCGGAUCCUGUGGGUUUAGCCAGUCAAUGGUCGGCUGUUUUGGCUGCACAGGCGCCAUGGGCUCCUUGAUUUGCUCGGGGUUUGUAACCUUUCGCAUUGCGCGUGCUCUGCGGCGUGGCACUGCUUCAGGUGGUGAAAAAGAUUUGAGUUAUUCCCUGACUUUGUGAGAACAUGUACUCAACAUAAUUUGCAGUGCACAUUACUCUGCUUCAUGUCCGACAUGUAAAACCAAAAUACCUCCACACCACUGACGUUUUCGUGCCAGGGUUGUCGACGAUGUCGUCAUCUGUUGAGCCUUCAUCUGCAUUUCUGCCGGAGGUAGCACUCAUUUUCUUUUUAUCUCACCUACAGUGCUGUCGGCUUCACGUGUUAAAGUGCUGUUAUAGUUGCAUGUAGCUGCAGCCUGCUACUGCGCAGUUGUUUGCUACUUGGUUCUAAUUCAGCAUAUGAUUGGUUCUGCGCGAAGCAGACCCAGAGAAACUCCCCUUUUCAUUGGCUAUUCGUUUUGUCUACCAAAACAUGUCAGAAUGCAGACUAUUGAAAAGCAUAUUGACCAUGUUUUAUAUUAAUAUUGAGGGAAAUUAAUUUUUGAUAUUUAUCAUUUAUCACCCAGCCCUAUUUGGGCAGUCAAUUAUUUCACCUUUGUUCAUCAUUUACUGUUUGUAUUUUUUCAAUGAACCAACGUCUGCGGUAAAGUAUCCUGUGUGUGCACAGUUAAGUGAUCCCUUCUAUGCUUACAUGCUGCAUAUGUGUAGGGCUGCAACGAUUAGUCGACGUAAUCGAUUACGUCGACACGACAAAUUCAUCGACACGAAAAUUAAAAAUUAAGCAUUGACGCGUCGUGUUAUUGUUGUUAAGAAUCACAUGCCGGCGCCUCAUGCUUAUCUAUAACUGCAGUGCACUACAGGAUGUGCUGGGGACAGUUGCGCUCGCUGUUAACAUCCCGCGAGCAAACACAGAAGAAGAGUGCACACAUUAUGGCAGAACAAACUGAAAAAGACCCUCCAAAACUCCGACCCAAAACUUCAAAAGUUUGGGAACAUUUUACGGAGAACAAACCAAAAAAAACACGUUGAUCAAAGCUCAGCUUUCCUACCAUGGCAGCACCACGGCGAUGCAUGAGCACCUGAAACGCCGACACCCCGGAAAUAGGUGUUUAUAAAUAAAGAAGAUAGUGAUUAAUCGGACGACUAGUCGAUAGAUUAGUCGACAAAAAAAUAAUCAUUAGUUGCAGCACUACAUAUGUGUACAUGCGCAGAAGCAGUAUAGCACAGAUCGUGUUCUGGGUCCUGAUUGGGUACAGAUCAGGCACUGACAACAUAACCCUGCCAAUCUGUCUACAGCCUAAAAAAUGCACCGUAGUUUAACUUAUUCUUUCAAGCCUUAUUCCUUCUCAGUUUACCUCAUUUCUGUUAAAUUGUGAUUGAAAGAAGCAUAGGACUUCUUCUGAAGGACAAUCAGGUGCUUGGCUCAGAGAAAUUCAGUCACCUCACAGAGCUGCUGGCGCCUCUUAAAAGCAAAGUAGACAGAGGGGUCAACAAACUUAGUAUCGUCAGUUCUUAAAUCUGUUAAAAAUCUGUGAUUCAAAUAAGGAAAAUCUAAAGAAGUAUAGUAAAGGCAGUGAAAAGUGUGUUGCUGAAUUGGGACUUGUGUAGAAGUCUUAAAAGUUGUGGAAUUUAACUCAAGGAUUCCUGCACAUACCUUUGAGUCAGCAUUGUAAUCAGUAAUCCCCUUUUUUAUUUUCAGGGCGCAUCCCUGACAGUCUGAAAAACUGUGUGAAUAAGGAGUAUCUGAUGGCUGCCUCUCAGUGGCCCAGCAUGGAGGCUGCAACUGUUCACCCAGAGCUUAAUGGAGCCACUUACAGGUGAGCAGGGGGGUAAUAAGGAUGUAGAGGGACUUGGAUCACAUGCGCUGAAUUACUGGUCUGAACAUUAAUUGUUGCCACUGGAGCACCAAUCAUUUUCCCUCUUUUAUCGGUUUUGUUUCAGAUUUCCUCCAGGUCUGAUCAAUGUUGCAGCAGCAGGGGGUCUCUCUGGCGCUGCCGCAGGGGUUGAGAGCCUGGUAUCGGGCAACCUGGCGCAUGGCAUCGCCCCUGUCUCCCACCCUCCUCACGCCCCCUCUCCGGUGCAAUCUGCUAAGGCCGAAGCUGACAGAGACAUCCCCUCCGACCAAUAGCCCCCUCCGCCACCGCCAGCACAUUCCAUCACCAUUGGAAACCAACCCCCUCCCCCCUCCAAAACCCAACCUCUCAGCGUCAGACACAACCCAACCCUUUCAGUGCAUCGGCAGCACCAGUUUGGCCCGAUGUGGAUCCACACAGACCUGUUUCUCAGAUCACAGAACCAGCCCAGGAGUGACUUGUCCACAGCCAGCCCCCUCCCAUCCACACCUCAGAGAACACACACAUCCCUCCAUCUUUGUCCUCAUCUCACCCUCAACCCUCCCACCCCUCCCUCGGUCCUUCACAACCCUACGACGUCAGCAAUAACUGUUCUCAAGGAUUCAAUGAUUUGAUUGGUUUAAAUCCUGAGUUGGCUGUUUUAAAGGAAAGUUGAUCUGUUGUGGCUCUAGGUGUUAAUGUUUGUGGGAAAAAAGAUAGCAUUUCUGACACGAGGCUUCAUGGUCUGCUGCCCCCUGCAGGCUGAAAGGUUGAAGCCCCCUUUUGUACAUUUAAUGGCUCAUGUUACUGCUCUUCUUCUUCUUCUUCUUCUUUAUUUUUUUCUCUUCCGUCUUUCUUGUGAAGGGGUUAAAUGUGUACCAGACAGAAUCACAAACAGUACAUCCUGUCCUCCUAACAGGGUGUCUAGUGACCCUGCUCAGUUUAGUCCUUAGGCUCUCCCUGUUACAGCUCAGCAAGAAUCUGUCAGAGUGGAGCUCUCUCAGGCCGUCAAACUAUUUCUGUCCAGCUAAUACUUCAGAAAGUAAUACCCAAGAUCUUUUGUAACUUUUUAUUGCUACGACAGUCCAGUUUUCACUCAGCUCUGUUUUCACACAAAUUCUGCCCUCUUUUUUUUUUUUUUUUUUGUUUGGUCCUGAGAUAAAACCUCUGAGUGUCUUAUCAGAGGACUCCUAGGCAUGAAAUGAACUCACACCAGAAACUAGAGUGCUACAUGUGUAUGGUCUUUUACACAUGGUGUCCAAAAGCAGCAGCAGCAGCAAGCAAGAUGCGUCUCCAGCAGAGGCCGCUGUCUUACUGCUCAGAGCUGCAUGCAGCUCAUUUGAGAGGCAGUUGCAGGGUGGCUCGAUCACACACUGCCACCAUACAGAACACAUUAUGGAUGACCAGGGAUCGGCUACCGCCUUAUUGUUUAAGAUCUUACUGCAUCCCACUGCAUCCCACUUCUCUGCACCCACCCACCCACCCCCCCACUCCCUUCCCACUGUCAUGGAUCACCCCACACAUCAGCCCAUGAACCAGUUUGCAUCCACCGCUUUCUUAAAAUGUGAGGGGACAGCAGAUUUCAGAUUCCCUGUAGGAGCGAGGAGACAGUGUUGUUGCAUGCUGGCUUUGUUUAUGACAGUGGUGUGUGUACGGGUCUGUGUGUGUGUGUGUGUGCGUGCGUGCGUGUGUGUAAGUUUGUAUGUCCCCUCACCCUGUUCUAAUAACAAGCUGUUGUCUUUCCAAAGGAAUAGUCCCUAGGAGUAACUCUUAAAAGCUGUUGCCCUGGUGUCAAGGGAACACCUUUCUAGUACCUCAGUAACAGAUAUUGAAUGUACCAUGCAUACCCUUUUAUUUUUUGUACAGAUUUUCUAGAUACUUCUUUACUAUUCUUUACCAGAAGGGUUGUGAAAUUGUAGCAGUAAUGAUACAAUAAAAAACAUUGCCCCAUAAAAUAAAUUAAUAAAAUCUUUUUAGGUCACUGAAUACUCAGGCUUCAAAACCAGUGUGUUUCUCUUUUGCCUUUACUGUGGAAAAUUCAGCACAAUGCUUUCCCAUUCUUAGACUUCAGACUCCAGUUAACAUGCUAUAAACUCCAUCAUACUGACUAAUGAAAAACAAGGAAAAAAAACAAAAGGCGGUCGCCGUGAUCUGCUAGUUUUCUUUGACUAGGUUAGUAGUAGUAGUAGAUGCUGUUUUGUUUUGUUUGAACCCCUUUUCCAUUGUCUGGCUGCUUUAUCUAUAGUGCAUGUGAGGUAAAAAGAAAAAAAAGACUUUUUAGGGGAAAUACUAUUGGCUAAAAGAAUUUGUGUCAUCUUGCUGUUUCCCUCUGCCCCCACGACCUAUUCCCUCCUCUCAGAGUGUUUUCAACCCGAGUUGCCAUUUUCGUCGUGGUCAGUUUCCAGUGAUGUACAGUUUUCCCCUCAGAGUCUAUGAGAGACAUGGAGCAUGUCUGUGUCCUGAGAUGCUAGGCUCCUCUGUCCUGUGAUGAGUAUAUAUUUUUAAAAAUAACCCCCAUAGUUCGGAUUAUGAGCAUAAUAGUAAUCUUAAAUUUUUGCUGUUGAUGAUGAUGAUUACAUUUUUUUUCUUCAGUUCAGCAGUGCACUGUUAUGAAAACCAUUCUGUUUUCUUGUAGGAUUUCAUUUUUAUGGAUAUGCUGUCUGUGUUCUACAUGUUGUACUGAAACAUUUCAGAGAAAACAAGAGAUCCCUCUCCUGGUGAUUUCCUUUUUUUUUCUUUCUUUUUUUUUUUUUUUGUCUUAUCCCAACUUUCUUUUCUAGCUGAGAUCCUCUGGGCCUUACUUAUUCCUCCCCCCUGUAAAAGUAGCUGUUAUAGAAAGUCGCCAUGGAACCACUCACUGCCUUAAUACAGUUGACCACAGCAGGUGAAGUCAGGAGACACACCCAGUCGAAAAGAACGCACCACAAUAAAGGCUGCUCCGCAAAAAGCUCCUCACACCCUGCCAGGCCUAAAUCUGCAGCACUUUGGUAUUUACUUUUCCACAACGAACCACAUUUAGCCUUGUAUAGACAGUUACUCCAUGGCCUAAACAAUAAAUCUGCUGUGACGUCUUUGCAUAAAUUACAUAUUUUUGUUACCUAGUUUUAAAGUCUGCUCGGCAGUGUGUUUGUGCUUGGGCUAACAGAUAAGCACAGUGUGUUUGCUCACAAAGCUCCAGCUCAUAUUCACCCUUGGGUGUGAGAAUGCCCUCAACCCAUCUAACAGCCACCCACACCCUGGGGCUCUAUUAGCAGCUUUCACUGAGCAGCCAGAGUCCCUGAGGAGAUGAAGGGUGGGGGGCUUAGCGGACACUGGUGUGGUCUGUCAAAUAAAAGCAGAAAAUUCAGAAUUGGUCACUUUUCUCUUUCUCUCUCUCUCUCUCAGGGUUCAAAUGCACACAUAUCCUCCAGCAGUCGCCCUCUGUCUCAUGUCCCUCGUCCUAAGUUUUUUCCGCCCUCCGAAUGCAGAACAGCCUCCUGCGUUUUUUGUUUUAUUUUAUUUUUGUUUUGGUUUUUUUGUCUUUUUUUUUUUUUUAGAAACAGUGCUCCCCUCUUUUCCCCCUCUUAUUGUGCACAGGUCUGAACUUUUUUUUCUGUUUUGCUUUCUUUUGGCACUGACAUCUAACCACCUAACAAGGAAUGAAUGAAUGUUUGAAAGUGACUGCGUGUGAUGUUAAAAUUGGGAAAUGUAUUUUUACAACAUGUGAACGUGUUUUUUUUCCACUCACUCUCAUUGUGAAUUGAUUUUUUUUUCUUUCACCAGACUGCAAAAACAAACAAAAAAAAAACAAACAAAAAAAAAACUCCUGUAACUAGGCUCUUAAGCUUUAUUUUGUUUUGUUUACUUUUUUAUUAGAAACAAUCAUGUUUGUGAUGGUAACUUCUGAUGGUAAACUCCACACCGUAUUUUAAUAAAAUCUUAAAAAUAAA
Xyrichtys novacula (pearly razorfish) is the source of this 16938-nucleotide messenger RNA. NCBI's taxonomy places the organism in Eukaryota, Metazoa, Chordata, Actinopteri, Labriformes, Labridae. The record is from the annotation of a GenBank genome assembly.